This is a messenger RNA of Pelecanus crispus (Dalmatian pelican), 1224 nucleotides long. Lineage: Eukaryota; Metazoa; Chordata; Aves; Pelecaniformes; Pelecanidae. The record is from RefSeq and is a predicted model, not a curated record.
AUGCCGGGAACAUCAGCCUUCAAUCUACUUAAUAUUGACCUGGUCUUCCUCCAACAAGAAUUCUGGAAAGUUUGUUGGGAAGUAGAUAACUUGGGGCAAACCCAUGCAGGUGAUUACGACCUGCUGGAAAGCACAGCCCAGUCUCCCCUAGGGGACAUCAGCCGAAAUUGCACUGAAGAUGGCUGGUCCGAACCUUUUCCUCAUUAUUAUGAUGCCUGCGGCUUUGAUGAAAAUGAAACAGAGUCUGAUAACCAGGAUUACUACUAUCUAUCUGUGAAGGCUCUGUACACAGUGGGAUACAGCACUUCUCUUGUUUCCCUCACCACCGCCAUGGUUAUCCUGUGUCGUUUCAGGAAGCUUCACUGCACUCGAAAUUUUAUCCACAUGAACCUCUUUGUUUCAUUCAUCCUACGUGCAAUAUCUGUAUUCAUUAAAGAUGGGGUUCUUUAUGCUGAGCAGGAUGGCAACCACUGUUUUAUCUCAACAGUGGAAUGCAAAGCAGUGAUGGUGUUUUUUCACUACUGUGUCAUGUCCAACUACUUCUGGCUUUUCAUCGAGGGAUUGUACCUUUUCACUUUAUUGGUAGAAACCUUUUUCCCAGAGAGAAGAUAUUUCUACUGGUACACUAUUAUUGGCUGGGGUACCCCAACAAUUUGUGUCACUGUCUGGGCAGUGCUGAGGCUUCACUUUGAUGAUACUGGCUGCUGGGACAUGAAUGACAACACAGCCUUGUGGUGGGUGAUCAAGGGUCCUGUGGUUGGAUCAAUCAUGAUAAACUUUGUGCUUUUUAUUGGCAUAAUUGUGAUACUUGUGCAGAAACUCCAGUCACCUGAUAUCGGGGGCAAUGAAUCCAGCAUUUACUUGAGGCUGGCUCGCUCUACACUACUGCUUAUCCCCUUGUUUGGAAUUCACUACACGGUGUUUGCUUUUUCUCCUGAAAAUGUCAGUAAGCGGGAGAGACUAGUGUUUGAAUUGGGACUGGGAUCUUUCCAGGGUUUUGUUGUUGCUGUUCUCUAUUGUUUCUUGAAUGGGGAGGUGCAAUCAGAAAUAAAGAGAAAAUGGAGGAGCUGGAAAGUCAACCGGUAUUUUGCUGUGGAUUUCAAACAUCGUCAUCCUUCUCUAGCGAGCAGCGGAGUGAACGGGGGGACACAACUGUCCAUUCUGAGCAAGAGCAGCUCUCAGAUUCGGAUGUCCAGCAUAAAUGCGGAGAACCUAGCGACAUGA